Molecule: messenger RNA, 1150 nt
Organism: Daktulosphaira vitifoliae (grape phylloxera)
Lineage: Eukaryota; Metazoa; Arthropoda; Insecta; Hemiptera; Phylloxeridae
Gene: Ak6
Product: adenylate kinase isoenzyme 6
Exons: 4
Coding region: 187-714 (175 amino acids)
Cellular component (GO): nucleus; cytoplasm
Molecular function (GO): AMP kinase activity; ATP hydrolysis activity; ATP binding
Source: RefSeq, a predicted model, not a curated record
GUGUUAUCGAUGAUUAAACGGACGAUUCAACUUGAUUACAAAAAAACAAAUAAUUAAUUCUCUUUUAAUAUAAUUAUAUGCAUUUAAUUUUACCUGGCUCUUAUAACUUUUAGUCAAAUUUUUGUAAGUAAUAUAUGUUUUUAACUGUAAAAUUACAUUUACUUACCCACUUGUCUUAAGGAUAAUAUGCGGAGGAAACCUAACAUUCUUAUUACGGGAACACCGGGUGUAGGAAAGUCAAAACUCUGUGAAGAGUUGAUUCGAAGUGGCGUAGAUAUGGAAUGGAUUGAUGUAGGCCAGGUUGCUAAACAAUGUAAUUGUUAUUCUGGAUUUGAUGAAAAUUUAGAGUGUCAAAUAUUAGAUGAAGAAAAGUUACUUGACGAGUUAGAAUCUCGAAUGGAAGAUGGGGGAAAAAUUGUAGACUACCAUGGAUGUGAUUUCUUUCCUGAACGUUGGUUUGAUGUAGUGUUUGUGUUAAGAACUAAUAAUACUUUACUCUAUGAUCGACUUGAAAAAAGAGGUUAUUCUAGCAAUAAACUUCAGAAUAAUAUUGAAUGCGAGAUAUUUCAAACACUGUAUGAGGAAGCACUUGAUUCUUAUGAUAACAACAUAGUACAUGAACUUAGAAAUGAAACUCAUGCUGAUAUGGAACGCAAUAUCACUCAAAUUAGCUCUUGGAUCAAUCAAUGGAUCAAAGAUAAUGUUAGUAUUUAAGUAAUAAAAUACUGUUUAACUUCUUUAUAUUUAACAGAAGAAAAAUGUUACAAGUCUUAACAUUUUAACAAGACACUUGUGUUUGUAAAUAAAUGUAAUUUUGUUGUUAAGUUUAAUACUUAUAUUUUUUAGAUUCUUAGUUUUAAUAAUAAUAAUACUCUUACUUAAAUUUAUUUUAAUAAUUUAAUUUUUAAGGGUUUCUGUGGUUACUAUAAAACUUUUGAAUUUUUUAUCUUUUUGUCACUCUUAUUAACUUAUGCUUAAAUAAAAUAAUUUAUAUAGUAAUAUAAUUAAGCCUUUAGAACUUAAGAAUUGGAUUAUCCUUAUUUAUGUACACAAUACAUAAUUGAAUCCUACUAUAUAAGUGCCAGGCAUAUAAUUAUUUUGUAUCUAUGUAGCCAGUAUCACACAUAUAUAUAUAUAUCACAAUUAUUUA